GAUAUCACUUCUGUCGUGUAGCAUUGUUGCUGAGCCUUCAGUCAGUGUAGGUUAUAUCAAGCUACAGGCUGCAGUCGUUUCGUUUCGCAUUCAUUAUGAAGGGGGCUUUGAUUUUAAUACUCCUGGUCCUGAGUUACUCGCAAAGUGCUUACACUGUCCCAUCCCCAGGCGCAUCACCAAGCGUCGUGAGGGCAUUACUGAGAGGGCCUCCACCUCCAUCUACCCCGUGCAAAACACCAAUGCAGUGGGAGGGUCGUUUCAGCGAAUGGAACCACAAUGCAGCCACUAACAACCGCUACACUAUCAGCUUUGACGGAUUCAAAAAGCGCAAAUGGAUUGAGGAAGAGCAGAAAUCCAUGAGACCUGGAAGGAGGCUGUUCAAGUUUCUGAUACUCUUCGAAGAGCAAAUCACGUACAAGAUCGACCUCACCUACAACCGUUGCAGCAAGAUUCCCACUGAACCAUGGAGAAACUUCAGCAUCCCGCCCUCUGCCCUGUUUGAGGACCAGUACCUGAUAGGAGGACCAGAGGGCAACUUGGAUGUCAGUGAAUGGUCGGAUCGUCAGCCUGCGAGACAUAGGGAGUCGUGGAUCGGUGGUUUCACUGAAAAAGGUUGCUGGCCGGUGUUCGACAUCUUCACGUUUACCAAUGACACCGUGUCUAUUGCCUACACCACCCGCUUUUUCGACCUGCAGCCAGGCAUCAAGAACAUGUCCGUCUUCGACGUACCAGAGCUCUGCAAGAACUUGACGGCCGGUGAUCAUGACAUCCCCAAUGUUCCACCGACUGAGCGCCCGCCAUGGUGGGAGAGAUAUGCCCCCACGUGGCUCAAGAAGAUGUUCGGUGUGCAGAGGGUUGAUAACGUCUCUGUGGUCAACAAUCCUGAGGUCGACACCACCGAGGGUCCUGAGCCCGAAGUACCGAUUGCAGACAAUGAAGCAGAGUCCAAGCUCCCGACCAAUAGGCCCACUAAGAACUACAGCUAUUACCAGAAGUCGCGGUAUUUCGCUGAACAUGCUUGAACGGGUUUUGGGGUAAAUUCCUGUUAAGUCAUAGGCCCCUACUGAUCAACAUGGCGGGAUGAAAAAUAAAGAACCUCAGAAUAGCAGAUUAUUUCCAUAAAGAUUUAACAAGAUUGAUGCAGAUUUAUAAGGUAAUAAAAAGUACUGCCCUGAAAUCAUCGACACGGGAUUAGGUUAAAAUGGCAUUGUGAAUGAAUCAGUUCUGAUUCGGUUCUGAUUAAUCCGAAUGAAAAAAAAAACCACAAAUAUACAAGAUCACAUAGGUAAACGUCUGGGUGGGCAGUAUCUUAAAUUGAAGCAUCGAUCAGUCAAUUUUGAAGCACCUAUUUUUCAGGCUGUUCUGGUGUUCUUCAUCAGUGCAGAUCCUGCAUUCAAGAAGAAACCAGCAGUCGUUAUAACGAUCCUUGGGACGUUUUUCGUAUGUGGCAGCAUUACGCUUCCAUAAUUUCGACUCCCAACGUAAAUUUAAAAUUGAGAUGGGAAUAGGCCCAACGUUCACUAUAUAUUGACGGAGGCCAAUUAUAACCAAAAGUUGACAAUUGUCAUUUAAUGUUAACAUUACACCUCUCUAAACUUAAUGGAUUUUCUUACCUUUAUAGCACUGAAACCAUUUUCCCGGUGAUCCAUAGGCCUAUUGCAAAUUCGUAUUGGAAAGCAUGUGGAUACAGGAGAUUAGAUACCAAGAACUCAGAUUUUGACAAAACAUCUGGAUCCGGAAAACAAAUCAUUUUAAUCAUCGGUUUUAUGUAGGCUAAGCUGUUAUGAUUAAAAUAAUGUGGCUUCAGCAUGAAGAGACGUGAUAGUGGUUCAGUUUUGAAAUGUGGAAAGUUAUUUUGAAAUACUUGCACAAUGAAUUUGCAAGAAUUCCAAAAGAACUUUCCAAAUGUGAUCAACAGUUUCAAAAAUGAUAACAUAUCGGAUAACACGUUUUAAGAAAAAAAACCCCGAACAUAAGCAAAUUC
Molecule: messenger RNA, 1984 nt
Organism: Patiria miniata (bat star)
Lineage: Eukaryota; Metazoa; Echinodermata; Asteroidea; Valvatida; Asterinidae
Product: mammalian ependymin-related protein 1-like
Exons: 3
Coding region: 96-1022 (308 amino acids)
Biological process (GO): cell-matrix adhesion
Cellular component (GO): lysosome; extracellular region
Molecular function (GO): calcium ion binding
Source: RefSeq, a predicted model, not a curated record